CCAAUCCAGGGGCCGGGAGCCGCAGGCCAAUCGGCGGGCGCUGGUCGUUCCGCCCAAUGAGAAGCCGAGGAGCGGCGGUUCGAAAGAGCGGCGGGCGCCGCGGCAGGAACGGUUACGAGGCCCGGGCCGCCUGCAGCGGACAUGGAGACAAGGAAAUUAGAUGGAAGUUUCUUUAAAAAAGCCCUGAAUAAAGAUGAAGUUGAAAAUAUUCUCAGUGAAAUUAGUAAUCUUAAAAUGACUGAGAGAGAGAAUGGCAAAUACAAUAAAAAAAAUGAAGUCAAAUGUGAAAGCCUUUGUUCAGCUCCUCAAAACAUUCUGUGUCUUGGUCUGCAAACUGCAAGAACUCCUGCUCCAAGGAUCCUACAACUGUUGCCAUCUCAAUCAUCUGAUUUCGUGGGAGAAGAAUAUUACUCUUCAAGAAAAAUUCCCAAAUUAGGAGAAUGGAGUAUAACAACUUUUAAAGACAAUAUUAUUCCCACAGGGAGACAACUUCCUCGUACCCCAUUCUACACAAAUCAGCAAGGGAAAUUGUUGCUAGGAGCUUUAAAGGACCAUACAGUACUGAAUGAGAGAUAUUCAACAGGUGUAGUUGGACCUAGUCAUUCAGAAUGUGAUACACUUAAGUUACAGAUUGCUGAUGUGUUGGAGAAACUUUUGAGGGAGGAGACUUCUGUAAAGACUCGUGCCUCAAAUGCAUGGGUUUACCCUAGGAAAAAAGAUUCCAUUUGCCAGUGUACACAGCAGCCUGAUGACGACCACAGCAUCUCUGGCAAUACAGCAAAUGGCAAGGAGGUGGCACCAUCUCUAGUUGAGGAUGAGCAAGAAUUACAAGAAGAGUUGAACCUCUGGAAGAUUCUCCAGUACCAAGCUGUUUCACUACUACUUCAACAAAUAGGAGAAGACUAAGUCAGAUACCCGUUCAAGGGUUGAGUGAGAUGAAUAUAUCCAUGAUGAUUAACAGAAUAAAAGGCUACCAAUGCACUAAAGAAGAUAUGGAAUUUCUUCGACACAUGAAAAACCAAGAACAAGCACAGAAGUUGAAGGCAAAAUAUUUACAUCUACAAAAGGAACUAACCAACAUGAUUCAGACAAAGGAGCUGCUGCUAGCACAGCGAGAGAAAGUGCAAGAAGAGAUUGUACAAAUGAAAACAUCUUAUGAUAGAACAGUCCAACUUGCAAGAGCUGUCCUGGGAAAGAAAAUGGAUCCUGCUGCUGUCGAAGCAUUACCAUCAAAAGCUGUGCUUGGGCAGCUGAAUCCUGUGAAACUGCAGCAUGUUCAACAGCAAGAGAGGGCUGAACUUCAGGCACUUACAAAAGAGCUGAAGACGUUAAAACAUUCCAUUGCCCAACUGCCUCAGAAACAGGGAAUAAGGCUGGAAAGAGAGUCUUGUAAACAACGGAUACAGGAAGCGGAACAUAGAGUACAGCAAGCACAAGAAGAUGUGGAGAAUCUGAAACGCAAAAUUGAAGCAGCACAGUCAAAACUAGCAGAAGCUCAGGAAUACCUGUGUAAUACAAGAGUUGAAAUAGAGAAGUGGCACAUGUUGAAAGAGAAGACAACUGUUUCUCAGCCACUGGAGAAUGCCCAAGAUUAUCUUAAGAGAAGACUUAACAGAAUCUUGCGAAGAACAGAUAUCUUUUUAGAAAGGGAAAAAAUAAUUGAAAGACUUAGUCUUUCGCAAUGAGUACGCCCCUAUGCAUGCAGAUCACUCAAUGCUGGGCACCUGAGUUUUCCAAAUUGUAUUACCUAAUACUUAAGAUGCAGCCAGAAUCAUAAGGCUAAAAUUUAUGUAUGUGAAAGUCGAUUUUUAAAUUACAGGUUUAUUCUUUUCAAGUAUGGAAACUCUAAGCUACUCGAACUGCUGGAUCUGAAACAAUCAAUCAUAGUGAUCUAGGAGGAGUCGUCAAAUCCAUUAGGAAUUUUGUACACUGGAAGGCAUCACUUAAGGUCAGUGUUUAUAUAAAUAGUUAUUUAUUAGUGCUUUCUUAGGCUAGGAAUUAAUUUUAGAUAGCAACUAUAAUAAUCCCGGUGUCACUUCCUAACCAUAUACAAUGGUGGAAAAAGCCUUUCCCCUAAAUUGUUUUAAAGCAGGUGCUAAUAACUUAUUGAUGACCCAGAGCAGGAUUUCUAAAUGAAGUUAGUUUUUACAAAAUACACUUUCUAUUAGAGAAAAGUGAGUUUGUCUUAAUGUCCCCUGGCAUCGGCCCUCUCUCGUUAAAUGUAUUAUGGAAGAACUAGAUUCACCAAAAAAUUAAUACUUGUAGUCACAAUAGCAUCCUUGACUCCUACAAAGAAUGGAGGAAAGAGUAACUUAGAGGUGUAGGCCAGAAAUAGUGUAAUGACUCCCGAAGGAGCUAAAAAUGAAUCCGCCCUACAAGACAUUCUAGUUUUAAAUCUAGACUGCUAUAGGAUGUGUAUCCUUAAGAGUUCUACACAAUCAUUCCUGAACAUGAUACAUAUGUACAAUUUAUUCAAAAUACAUAAAAAUCUCACUAUUUAUACAAUCUAAAGUCUAGCAAUAUAUACAAAUACAGAGUAACUACAGUACAGGCUGAGGUAAAGUACAUUCUGGGAGAAUAGAACAGCCAUUUUCAUACCAAACAAAUUACAAUGAUUUUUUGUAUCCAUUAUUGCUAUAGAAUAAAGAACCCCUCUGAUUUUACUGUACAUGGGACGAUGCCUAACUGUAUGUUUAAUUUGAGCAGAUGUACAUUAGCAAAAUUUUAUCUUGUAACAGACAUUUCAUGCAAGAUGCAUAGAGUAAAAAAUGUUUACACUGGGCUUUGGUAAACCUGGAAAGAAAAUAUUGGCUUUUUUCAAGAAGUCCCAAUUUUUAGAACAGUCACAACAACUUAAAAGAUGAAGUCAUUACUGAUUUCAUUAAACAAACUCUUACUGCACUGGAGGGAUUUUGCUUCUACAUGUUUUUCUACUGAAAUUCUGAUCUGCCUUAAAAACAAGUGAAUUAAUUCAAAGCCACUCAUUUAUGUGCUAUGGCUGGGGUACAGAUAGAUGUUAGACCCUGCUUUCAUACUGCAGCUGGUUAAA
Dermochelys coriacea (leatherback sea turtle) is the source of this 3049-nucleotide messenger RNA. Its product is annotated as switch-associated protein 70-like. The record is from RefSeq and is a predicted model, not a curated record. NCBI's taxonomy places the organism in Eukaryota, Metazoa, Chordata, Testudines, Dermochelyidae. Bases 936 to 1685 code for a protein of 249 amino acids. The transcript has 9 exons.